Molecule: messenger RNA, 3948 nt
Organism: Venustampulla echinocandica
Lineage: Eukaryota; Fungi; Ascomycota; Leotiomycetes; Helotiales; Pleuroascaceae
Product: Hect, E3 ligase
Exons: 4
Coding region: 1-3948 (1315 amino acids)
Molecular function (GO): ubiquitin-protein transferase activity
Source: RefSeq, a predicted model, not a curated record
AUGACGCGAGAUAUUCAUGUUCACGGCCCGCGCGAUGACCAUGGCCAGGGCCAUGGUCAUAGCCAGAGUCAUAGUCAUGGCCAUGGUCUUGAUCUCACCGACGAGGACGACGUCUACGCAGCCUUGUGGGCGUCCGCCCCUUUGCCCCGACUCCCAGAAGAUGCGCCAGACCGGCUGAAGGAUUUCGCCGUUGACGUGAACGUUGACGAUCCGAGGCGCAUAUACACCAUUUAUCGCGCUGCCCGGAGACAUCUGUUUCAGAUUCUGGUUGAAAGGUACAUACACCAGAUCAGAUAUGGCUGCAGUUCUAAGAGCUGUAACACGGCUACAUGUUUCUCUUGUCGCAAGCGUCUAGCCGCCGGCGCCCCGGUGCGGAGAUACAAUGCGACCAGCGCUCGCACUUUGGCGAUUUAUAUGGCCAGCCAGGACAAUCCAGAGCAAGGCCUAUGUCAUCAUCCGAACUUCGAUCGACCUGGGCGACAGGGAAGCAGCCCGUCCAAGGGAACAGGGCGAAAGACCAAGGAUACCAAUACAGAUCUUUCCACCGACACAACCAUUAUUUCCGGCCGAAGACGUGGGCAAAGCGAUGCAUCUAGAAUUGAUUCCAAGAGCGAGCUGGGAACUGGAAGCGAUAAGGAGAACCAGCUUCCCAAUCAUGGUGUUAGGGAGCUGCAGAAAGAACCCGGACCAAAUACGUCGUUUUCCACUCAGGCUUUUGAAGAGCCUACAAAGGUCGAUCAUCGAUCAUUUGUGCAGAGUGUAUUGGGGACGGUUGCUUUCAAGAUGGUUGAAUGGCUCACCCCUAGGAGUCUAGAGGCGAUGUCGAGGCCCGAAAAUGGAGACUCAAACUCCUUUAGAGUGGAUGAGGCAGCCUCGUCUACAUUUCAUUUACCCAAGGAUGUGCAACCCCACCCGGUCCCCUUUGACCACCAGGGAAGGCAGGUUGAAGCAUCGUCGGUGGAGAAGAGCGAUGCACCCAACACUCCAGCACUCAAAGCCACAUCGCCUAACUUGGAGACCGGAUCGAUAAAGCCAAAGAUAUCCAAGCCCUCGUUUAUCGACGAGCCAAAGCCACCUCUCAGUGCGGACCCAAAACCCAUUGCCAACUCAGUCACGAAGCGCACUUCAAAGUUACCUCGGCGGAAGCUGUCGGAGUCUAAUGAAUCGCAAUCACCGAAGGGGAUUCUAAAUCUACCACCUAGAACUACGGAAACGGCUCCUGGGGUCAUGACUUUGCCACAACUCCCUUCUCUCCAACCUCGACGCAAAUUAUCUCGCCAGACCUUAAUUAAGAGCCCCUCAAUUCAUAUGCCAGAGAUGAAUCAUUUAUCGGCAGUGAAAUCUGCGCCCAUGAAGCCGGUGGCCGUAUCGAAACCGGAGCCUCACAAGAUUGAUGACACAGGCAAGACGGGCAGAGAUGCCGGGUCAGAGGUCAAAGACACCACCGAACAAAAGCCGAAGAAGCACGAACAUCCUGACCUGCUGCUCACUAAGGAUAUAUCUCCUCCACAGUCCUUGUCAUUCCUCCCUAUUGAUCUCAUAGGUUUCCUAUGUGACGUACUGCAAUUUGACGGGACAUCGGAGAGGCAUACUCUGCAGCCCCCAUCUGUCAGCCUGGAAUUGAAACAGCGGUUGGGAGACCAUUCCAAGACAGAGGCAAUCUCUCGGCUAGGGAUUGGGGCAGCGUAUCCAGCUUCAGCAAAAGAGAAGUGGAAACUAUUUAUUGAGCAGGGUUUCUUCGACGUGCUUUCAGAACCAAGCUCGCUCAUACAAUCAUUCAGCUACUGCGAUCAGCGAUUAUAUGAUAGCCAGACACUGUGGUAUAUCAUGCUGCGGCUGACUCGAGUUUCGCCUUCAGUGGUUUUGGAUAGUUUAUGGAAUGUUGCGGGCACUCUUUUCAGGCCACCCAAGGCCUUGGAAUCAAUUUAUGACUGGGCAAAAGAACAGUCGAAACAGAAGCCUCCACCCGAACCCUUAUCGAACCACGAGGCCUCGCGCAUUAUAAACAUUUGCCUUCAUGCGCUUGUAGCAACUACACCCCUUGUUUCUGAUGCGCGGCAGCUCGCAAAUAUGUCUAGAAUUCGCUCAUAUGGGUUGACAAUGCUGGGGCGGGAGACUUCUUCACUGGAGCCUAUUGAGUUGUGUCUUCAGUAUGAAGAUGCAUUCUCUAAUGAACUGGCCCUAAGGCUCGCACGCAGACUUUUCGCAUCGAUACCUACGAGACGUCGAUUUGCAGAAUUGAUGGAGCUGCAGAGCGAUGUUCCAGGAGAUGAGAAAGGUGACCCAGAUGUGUUAGAGAGUGUUUUGGCCACAUUGAGAUUUCUUGAGUCGGGAACCGGCCCUACCAUAAACUUUCCCGACACUGAGCGUGAUCUCCAUGAGAAACGAGUGCCGACUCUAAUUCUUGAUUGGGCGAGGACAGUUAUGCUUCAGGAUUGGGAUGGCUCUGCUGAAGUCCCCGCCGAUGGAGCUUUCAGUGGGGCCUUAGCUAUGAUGUCUGCGAUGUAUAAACACAGAAAACCACUGGUUUUGGGAGAUAUACACUUCCGGACCGAAUACUUCGCCGAGCGUCUCGAUCCAGUUGGGAUGCCUCUCGAGUGGCUUGCAUUUCAAACAAAUAAGAGAACUGUUCAUCUCCUCGAUCACCCAUACCUUUUUAACCCUUCAACAUUGGUCACAUACUUCCGUGCAAUAAACUAUUCCCGGAUGAACCAGGCUUAUGAAUCAGCCAAAGCUAUGACGGGCCUCAUGCACUCGACCAUGUCAGAAAGCAGCUUGAUGACCGACCAGAAUGCUCGUUUCAAACUCUUUGAGCGCCUCCGUAUUGCUACUUCGAAAUUCCUUGUCCUAGAGAUCGGUCGACAAGACGUUCUAGUUGACACGUUCAACGCUGUAUGGAGGAAAGAAGAACGCGAACUCAUGCGCCCCUUGAAGAUUCGAUUGGGGGAAGAUGCUGGCGAGGAAGGUAUGGAUUCUGGCGGUGUUCAACAAGAGUUCUUCCGCUUAGCCAUCGCGGAGGCUCUUGAUCCUGAUUAUGGCAUUUUUGCAAUUGACAACCGAACCAAAAUGACUUGGUUCCAGCCAGGAUCACCAGAGCCCCUCUGGAAAUUCGAACUGAUUGGGAUCAUAGUGUCCCUAGCUGUGUAUAACGGACUCACCUUGCCAGUAACCUUUCCCAAAGCUCUAUAUCGGAAACUCCUUGACCAUGAUGUCACCGAACUCCAUCAUAUCGCCGAUGGUUGGCCCGACCUGGCCAACGGGCUAACAUCACUUCUGGAAUGGGACGAAAAGGAUGGUUUAGUAGAAGAUGUAUUUGCGAGAACAUAUGAAUUCAGCGUCGAACAUUUCGGACAACAUGUCAGCCGCGAAAUGGGCAAGUCUACUCAGUGGCCUCAGUUUGCCGAUCGGCCUUCAUCCAACCCCACCGAUGCACCAAUGGUCACCAAUGAGAAUCGCAAUGGCUACGUUAGCGACUACAUCCAAUGGCUCACAGACAUCUCUAUCCAGCCACAAUUUGAGGCCUUCCAGUCCGGUUUCUUCACUUGCAUUGACCGACGAUCUAUCACGCUAUUCGAUCCAGACACCUUCCAAUCAGUCGUAGAGGGAAUCCAAGAAAUUGACAUAUCGGAAAUGCGCCGAGCAACUCGUCACAUUGGCUGGGAAGCUUCUCACCCAACAGUCCGAGACUUCUGGAGUAUCGUCAAGCGAUACGAUAUGGAGGAGAAGCGGAAACUCCUGGAGUUCGUGACAGCCAGCGAUCGUGUGCCUGUGGGAGGAAUGCGAAAUUUGCAGUUCACGUUGCAGAGGAACGGUGUUGACGAUGGCCAUUUACCGAGUAGUUAUACUUGCUACGGAAUCCUUUUGCUACCGGAAUAUUCGAGCAAGGAAAUUUUGCGAGAGAAGUUGGCGAUGGCGCUGGAGAACUCGAAGGGAUUUGGUUUUGCAUGA